AAAAAAUUGGCUCCGUCAGGGAUCAAAAGAAUUUGAUUUUUACCUUUGAUAUGGGUAUCGAGUUUUUGAAUAUAUUCUCGCUGGUGGAGUCCUCUCUAAAAAUUAUCGUCAUUAAAUUUGAUAAUGACAUUUUGUGACCACGCCCAGAUUUUUUUGUUGAUGAUUUUGCAAAUAUAAGAUAUGAUAUUUUAUAUAGUAUAGCAGGAGGAAAGUGAGGAUGAUCUGUUUUUCAUGUUGCUUGUCAUCGGAGGACAAGAUUCAGACUACAAAUUCUUUGAAAAAAAGCAUUCAAGACACCAAAUCUAUAUCGUCAUUCGCCAAUAUUUCUAUUAAAACUGAUAGCAGCAGAAGGAGAUACAUAGUUGAAGAAAUAGAAAAAUAUGGAAAAGGAAACAUUUCAGCUCAGACAUUCACAUUCAAUGACUUAGCUCUUGCCACUAAAAACUUCGAUUCUGAAUGUUUGCUUGGUGAAGGUGGUUUUGGAAAAGUAUACAAGGGCCACAUUGAAAGAAAGAAUAUAGAUGUUGCUGUAAAGCAACUUGAUAGGAAUGGCUUCCAAGGAAAUAGAGAGUUCCUUGUGGAGGUUCUGUUGUUGAGCCUUCUUCAUCACCCUAACCUUGUUACUUUGGAAGGAUUCUGCUCUGACGGCGACCAGCGAAUAUUAGUCUAUGAAUUCAUGUCAAAUGGUUCACUAGAAGAUCACCUUCUUGAGCUUACUCCAGAAAAAAGGCCACUUGAUUGGAUUACAAGGAUGAGAAUUGCGGAAGGAGCAGCCAGAGGACUUGAAUACUUGCACGAAACAGCUAAUCCUUCAGUAAUUUACCGCGAUUUUAAAGCAUCCAAUAUACUUUUAGAUGAGAACUUCAAUCCCAAGCUUUCUGAUUUUGGACUAGCCAAGUUAGGUCCGACUGGUGAGAAGACUCAUGUUUCCACCAGGGUUAUGGGAACAUAUGGUUAUUGUGCACCUGAGUAUGCUUCCACAGGUCAAUUGACAACAAAGUCUGAUGUUUACAGCUUUGGAGUUGUCUUUUUGGAAAUAAUCACAGGAAGAAGAGUUAUUGACAGCUCUAGGCCGAGUGAAGAACAGAACCUUGUCGUCUGGGCAAUACCACUAUUCAGAGACAAGAAGAAGUUUCACUUAAUGGCAGAUCCAUUGCUAGGAGGGGAUUAUCCAAUGAAGGCAAUGUACCAAGCUCUAGCAAUUGCAGCAAUGUGCCUGCAAGAGGAAGCCAGUACGCGGCCUCUGAUGAGCGACGUGGUAACUGCUUUGGAGUUUCUAUCCGGUAACAAGACAGAUUUAGAAGCAGAGGGGGGAGAAGAAGAGGUUGCAGAAGAUGAUCACACAUUCAAAUCCCCACCUGCAUUGCAAAGUUUUACGAGUAGACUUGAACGUGCUGAGAGUAAUGAUACCAAUGCCAAUAGGGAAAGAGACUAGUACCUUCUGUGUAUAUCCAAAAACAACUUUUUCUUGCUAAGUCUUUUUUUGCAGAUUUUGUAUAUUAUUGGAGGGCUCCCACCUGCAGUAUAAAGCUUUAAAUGUCGAAAUUACUGAAAGAAUGAAGCCAAUGGUG
Messenger RNA from Nicotiana tabacum (common tobacco), 1571 nucleotides. Its product is annotated as putative serine/threonine-protein kinase PBL23. The record is from RefSeq and is a predicted model, not a curated record. Lineage: Eukaryota; Viridiplantae; Streptophyta; Magnoliopsida; Solanales; Solanaceae. Gene Ontology annotation, biological process: protein phosphorylation. Gene Ontology annotation, molecular function: ATP binding; protein kinase activity.